Molecule: messenger RNA, 1180 nt
Organism: Drosophila innubila
Lineage: Eukaryota; Metazoa; Arthropoda; Insecta; Diptera; Drosophilidae
Exons: 2
Coding region: 32-1006 (324 amino acids)
Cellular component (GO): extracellular region
Molecular function (GO): chitin binding
Source: RefSeq, a predicted model, not a curated record
CUAAUUAAAAACGAAGAAGGUUAAGGAUCACAUGGAAAUACGUAUCCAUUUCGCAGUGCUUGUGAGCAUCUGUUUGGGAGUUUCCCAGUCCGUGGAGGAGACAGCUAACAUAGAGAUAACCGACCUGAGCCAUAUCUGCAAUGGCCGUGCGGAGGAUAAUUUGGUGCCGCAUCCCUUCAACUGCAAUGCCUACUUUGCCUGUUCCACGGUUCCCACGCUCUUUUAUUGCGAUCAAGGAUUGAUAUUUGAUGAGGAUAGGUUGGAAUGCGAUGUUCCCGAGAAGGCCCAUUGUAGUUCCAUGAAUGCUCAAUUCACCAGCACGAGCAGUGGACCCAAUGGAUACUUGGACAGUGACACUGGGAUUCAAGCUAAUAUUGAUAUCGAUUGGUGGGAGCAGAAGCCACAGCCAAUCUUUGUUGCCGUCGAUGUGUCCACUGGAGAAGCUGUUAGUCCCAUGGAGAAGUACGAUCCGCAGCACAUUGAGUGCCGUCACUUUGGCGCUUACUUCUUGCCACAUCCCAAAAAUUGUCAGUUGUACUUCAUCUGCGCCUACGGACAUUUGCAUCGUCAUCAAUGUGGAAUUGGCACGCUUUGGAACUAUAAGAGCUCCGAGUGUCAGAUAAGUGUGAGAGCCGAAUGCUAUGGCAACAGCAACAGCAACUUACAACCAAGCAAGCGCCCCAUGUUGCAAACAGCCAAUACACCCAGUACAACACCUGGUCAGGUUACCGUCUGUUACAUUGUGAGCACCAGCAGCAGCUUAACCAGCGAGCGAGAGACGACGACAAGUGUGACUGCCCCAUCUCCAACACGUGCAUCGCAGAGUACACUCAUUUGUCCAUCGGAGCGUCAGAGCUAUCUGCCACAUGCCACAGAUUGUAGCAAGUACUACAUUUGCAUUGCUGGCAUGCCGGUGCUGACUUCCUGCCCCAAGGGCCUCUUUUGGGAUCAGAAGUCGGGAUACUGUGACCAAGCGAAAAAUGUCAAGUGCUUUCAAAAUGAGUAAAUAAAUUGGUCAUUACUUCAUAUAAUUUGAAUCCCUAAACAAUUUCGACAAGAAUACUGCAUUUUGAAAACAGAAACUGGGAAAACAAAACUAGGAAGCAUUUAGUUUGGAAAUACAAAUUCGGAAACUCAUAUAAAGAAAUUCAAACUAGGAAUAAUAAAUUGACAAAAAUGA